This is a messenger RNA of Mizuhopecten yessoensis (Yesso scallop), 4719 nucleotides long. Its product is annotated as LIM/homeobox protein Lhx9-like. The transcript is spliced from 5 exons. Gene Ontology annotation, cellular component: nucleus. The record is from RefSeq and is a predicted model, not a curated record. Gene Ontology annotation, biological process: regulation of transcription by RNA polymerase II; neuron differentiation. Bases 898 to 2109 code for a protein of 403 amino acids. Gene Ontology annotation, molecular function: DNA-binding transcription factor activity, RNA polymerase II-specific; RNA polymerase II transcription regulatory region sequence-specific DNA binding. Lineage: Eukaryota; Metazoa; Mollusca; Bivalvia; Pectinida; Pectinidae.
CGGCAACAGAUUCCAUUGUCAGCUUUCAGCCAAUGAGAUCGUUUGAGCAGGAAAUCCGAACCACCAUUGAUGUGGAGAGGUUAGCUGGUGUUGAAAUUUACAAUCGGAGCGGGCGCCCCGCCCCCUUCAUUAUCCGAAGCUCGGCUCGGUUAGAACUUCACCUAUAGUAAAAAGAAAAGCUUACGUACAACGGGAAAACGGCAUGUGGGAUCUACCAGAGGAACAUGGUUUUAUUUUAAAUAUAAUAGUCGAGAGCCUGCUCGACAGUGUCUAGUAUUAAGCAAAGAGAGAAUACGCCUCAAAUGUGUCCAUUUACACCAUCGUAACAUUACCAGUCUGAAAGUGGUUUAAUGUAUUUGGCGACUUUUUAAGAAUGCCAUGCGAAUAUUCCGUUUGAUGUCCUAUUUACAUACCAAGAACAUACAGAUACUGUUACAAGGUUUCAUUUUAACCUGGAAGUAAACAGAAACGGUGGAUUUUCUAACUAGGCAAGUCAUCUGGAGAAAUAGGGUAUAUCUGUCGAGGAACUGUCAACUAAUCCAACGAAGAUAUUUCGGACGAUUAGUGGGACUUAGUGUUACAGUGGACAGUGCUCAAAAGUUGACCAACAUAUUUCAGUAACGGUUAUCAGAUAGCGACGUGAGGGAUUUCACAGGGAGGUGUCAUAGAGUUUGCGAAGUAAUUUCGGACAAUUAUUGGGACUAAGUGUUACAGUGGACAGUGGUCACUGCUCAGAUAACGUGUUAGUAACAGUAUAUUAAACUCCAGUAACUGGGUCCAUCAACAGAUAUCUGAUGGAAAAGUGAGAGACUUCUGGAAGAGACGUCAAGUGGCGUAUUCUCCGUAAUUUUGGACAAUCAUUUUGAUUAAUUGUUCGCAGUGGACAGCGGUAAGUCUAUGGUCAAGCUUGGCGUUUGGACAGAGGGGAGAGAGAUGGUUGAGAAGUCAAAUCUGGGUCUAUCCGAUCCGGGAGAGUUCCACAAUGAUAAUCCACACUACCACGGAGAGGAACUACAGUAUCCGGACCAUCAUAUUAGACGGACGAUGCCUGUCCUUAACAAUGGCGACAUACCGAGUUUCUGUGCCGGGUGUGGUGCCCGGAUAUUGGACAGGUACUACCUCCUAGCGGUCGAUCGCCAGUGGCACAUGCAAUGCCUCAAGUGUUGUGAAUGCAAAAUUCGAUUGGAUACCGAACUCACGUGUUUUGCAAGAGAUGGAAAUAUUUACUGUAAAGAAGACUAUUACAGAUUUGCUGUGAAAAGGUGUGCAAGGUGUCAAUUAGGAAUAUCUGCUAAUGAACUAGUAAUGCGCGCCCGGGACUGGGUCUACCACAUCACGUGUUUCACAUGUAUGGCGUGCAAUAAAACACUUACUACGGGAGACCAAUUCGGAAUGAAAGAAAAUUUAGUUUAUUGCAGAACGGAUUAUGAACUAUUGUUCCAAGGCGAAUUUUUCCACGGAAUGACUCCAGGACUCCCGUGUUCGUCUGGGGGGCAUUUUCCCUAUUACAAUGGAGUCGGGACGGUACAAAAGGGACGACCCAGGAAGAGAAAGAAUCCCAUCGCGGAUGGAGAAGGGUGUCCUCCGGGCAUGGGUUUGGGUCACGGAGAUGGACAUGAACGGGGAGGAGACAUGAUGCGACAAGACGGUUAUGGGUCACACCCACCUCCGCGACAGAAAAGAGUACGGACGUCGUUUAAGCAUCACCAACUGAGGACCAUGAAAUCGUACUUCGGACUGAACCACAACCCGGACGCCAAAGACCUCAAACAGUUGGCUCAGAAAACGGGUCUUUCAAAACGAGUGCUACAGGUCUGGUUCCAGAACGCCAGAGCGAAGUACAGGAGGAACGUACUCAAACAAGACGACAAACCUGGUUCCGGUGGGGGCGGUAGUCAGGCCGGAAGUCAGGCAGGAGACAGUCCCGAGGACGAGAAGUCUAAGGAGAACCUAUCGCUGUCUGAGAUGACCGACAGUGGCUCCCCCGCCAUGUCCGACAUAAGUUCUUCGCCCUCCCUAUCAGAACUCCACAGUAGCCAUUUGGAGUCGGACCACUCCAGCAGUAGUUUAUCGGACCUUUUCACAAAUUCCAUUAAUUCCAUCAGCUAAAUCGUUCUGCGUUGAUCAUUUGUGUUCAAUAUCAAAACAAUACAAAUCGAAUCCCUCACAAAAAAUUGAUUAACGAUAAAAGACUAUGUUUAUCAGUAAAAUACUCGAAUCAAAAAACAUAUAGUGACAUUUUUAGCGUUCUACUAGUGUAAAACAGGUGGCACGCUGUUUAUACGAUGGAUUCUACUGUAUGUGACGCUAGGUCGACGAGUUCAAAGUAAGGACCAUGGGAUGUUUCCAGAAACUUUGACCAAACAGCUGAUCGUUCACUUUGUAUGUGUUGUACAUAUGAGAACGCCGAUGACUGAUCAUCAGAGACGCUUUAAUUUGAAGUGAAAGGUUCUGAGUGCUCGAAAUACCAGGGAAUGGUUCUCUUCUAUACUUUGGUAUGUGUUGGACCACAUUGUAUAAGUGUGAUAGUGCUAAAAUGAUAUUAAUUAUUUUGAAGUAUAUGAUAUUUGUUUUCAUCAUGUGUGCAAUGACGUUCUGAUCUUAAUCCGUAUAUUUACAAGCAUCUGUUUCCACUAUUACGUCGUACCUCACGUUUUUUUACCACAGCCAUGAUGACGGCGGAUCACUCCAGUCUGAAACAGAUACUUCUGUGAUAUUCUGUUCCAACUCUACUGACCUGUUUUAGUGUCACGUCAUUUUGACCAUUUUACAUGGCUAUAUUUAGAACCAGAUUAGACCAAUGAUAACACAGGGAUAUAUAGGGUGUGGUUAGUGAUGAAGUCAACUUAAUAUAACUUUUAUAGAAGUUUUCAUCUUUUAUCUAAUCAAGCUGUGAAUGAUGAUUAUCUUAGCCGUUAAAAUGUUUAAACAGUGGCUUUUCAAAUUGUGUAUUUUUACAAUUAGUUAUUUUUAUCACCAAGAAACCUUCCCUAACCAGGGCUCCUGAACAACAGCAUUAUUUCCCAGUAAGGCAAUGUUCGUUAUAAAGUAUAUCCCCCGUGGGUACUGCCUCUCUCCCCCACCCUCAGCCCCAAUUGCUUCUAAAUGGCUCUAGACCAUAUAUACUUUGAAUUGUUUUUACAUAUUGUUAACACGUUCUAAACCUUACUAUUGCUAGUUGGGUCAAGGAUAAAUGUGAACAACGUUACUACUCACUAACGAUUAAUGCCAAGAACGUCACUGCUGACUAGUUAGGAGUAUUAGAACAACUAUAACAAAACCAAGGCUAAGGUAAAUGUGAAGACAUGACUAUCAGGAUAAAUGUAAUCAACGUCACCAAUGAGUAAAUGUGAAGAUCUACCGUGAUAUCAUGUCACUUACAGAUAAAGUAAGUCAACGCACAGAUACCUUUAGAUACUGAUAAAGGAAGUCAAGACCAAGAUACAGUCAAAAACAGGAAUUUAUAAUUAAAUAGAGAUAAUUAAGUUUAGACCUAGGUUAAUAAACUCCAGGCAGGUUACGAUCCAUUACAGAUGAUUUUUUUCUAGACACCAUGACAAUCAAAUACUGGUUAAUUAGUUUCGGGUAAAGUUACGUUAAAAUAUAGAUAAACUCAUACAAGCACAUAAACAAUUACUGGUGAAUUAAUUCCUGACUCGUAACAAUCAAAUACAGGUAAACUAAUCCCAUGCCACUUACAAUCAGUAUACAGGUAAAUUAAUCCCAUGUCAGUUACAAUCAAAUACAGUUAAAUUAAUCCCAGACCAGUUCCAAUUAAAUACAGGUUAAUUAAUUUCAGUCCAGUUACAAUCAAAUACAGGUAAAUGAAUCCAAUGCCAGUUACAAUCAAAUACAGGUAAAUGAAUACAAGGCCAGUUACAAUCAAAUACAGGUAAAUUAAUCACAGGCCAGUUACAAUCAAAUACAGGUAAAUUAAUCACAGGCCAGUUAUAAUCAAAUACAGGUAAAUGAAUCCAAGGCCAGUUACAAUCAAAUACAGGUAAAUUAAUCACAGGCCAGUUACAAUCAAAUACAGGUAAAUGAAUACAAUGCCAGUUACAAUCAAAUACAGGUAAAUUAAUCACAGGCCAGUUACAAUCAAAUACAGGUAAAUUAAUCCCAGACCAGUUACAAUAUAUAAGAGAUUUAAUAUUUCCUGGUACAACCAAAUAGACAUAAAGUCUAGAUCAAGUACGCAUGGAUGAGAUACAUGUCAAUUAAUUACGGAUCAAAAACAGAUAAAUAAAAACCAUGCUCAGUUACAAUCAUUUACAGAUAAAUAAAUUACAUACAUUUACUAUAGUUAAUCGCAGACACGUUUACAAUUUAUUACAGAAAAAUACGCCCAGUGCAAAUUCAAAAUGAAAUCCAUAUAAAGGUAUUACAGACACGUUUUCAAUCAAAUACAGGAUUAUAUAGUGAUAAUAAAUGCCGUAUCGUGUUUUGUCAUGUAUCGAGGCUGUCGUGUUUUACUCGUCUGAGGUGUUGAGGUGUGAUUUUAUUUAUAAACCCCAUGUUGUAUAUCCCUGGUCAGAUUGUCUUUGUAAUGCUCUACUUUUGUAUACACACUUCUCAAUAUCGUAAUUGAUUUUAUACUACUGUUCUUCUUAAAUCCGGAAGUGACGUCACUCAUGAGGUUUUUAAAAUUUUGUUUUACAUAUUACAUUGUUGUUUAUUGAUUAAAGUAUCUGUAUGUAUGACUACUACAGUUGAUGUAUA